Messenger RNA from Penicillium brevicompactum, 594 nucleotides. RefSeq lists its product as uncharacterized. Bases 1 to 594 code for a protein of 197 amino acids. NCBI's taxonomy places the organism in Eukaryota, Fungi, Ascomycota, Eurotiomycetes, Eurotiales, Aspergillaceae. The transcript has a single exon. The record is from RefSeq and is a predicted model, not a curated record.
AUGGUUCGUAGUCACCUUACGGCAACCGAGAAAGCUCUUCGCGCCUUUGUUUACCGAGAACGCGGUACUCGCUCUCCUUUGGCCCAAAAUGAGAAGCGGGAAACUCGGUUGGGUUCCAUUGAGGACGAAAUCUGGAGCAGUUUCAGCUUCUGCAAACCAACUUGGGGAGGUAUUGGUGCCUUCUUGGGCGUAGGUCCCCAUGAGUCUAGUCGCAACCCUGUCAUCGAUGUUUUUGCUUCCAACCACACUCUUUCGUUCGUCUCAGUCGGCAAGCCAGUUAUCAAUACCGUCGAAGAUGUCAAGCGCGACUUCUACCAGAAUUUUGAACACAUGGUUCGCGAAAAACUCAGCAAUGGGCCUUUUACGACUACAAGAAUAGAUGUGCCCAAGGAACAGACUCUGCCGGUGGAAAAUUGCGUCUACCGACUCACUUGGCCUGGAAAGUCGAAUCAAAUACAUGAGAAAUCGGCUAUGAUAGGGUUGUUCAGGGAACCCGGGAGCAUCAAAGUUUCCCAGUGGGAUGUCCCCAUGGAUGAGUGGAACCUACCGGUCGACGAGAGCACCCGCGACCUCCAGCGGAGUAUUUCAAAGUAA